GUUCAUCUUGGGAGCAACGCCAGUUUCGAACUGCCCCACGCGCCUCGUUCCGCUCGACUUCGCCGUGGUUCUUUCGAGGCAGUGUUCCUUGCGCGAAACGGCAACCGCUUUUCGGCUAGUGUACGACCUGUUGUUUCGGCUCAACCAAAUCCUGUAACAUCAUACGUAAACGAUAUCCCCGGUCCUUCUUGUUCCACCUGGACUAUCCACAGCGCAGAGCCGUACAGAGCACCAGGGCACGGCUUUCAUUGGAGUCCUGCCGUUAGUGUUACGUAAUUCCGAAACAACUUGGUACCUCCCGCUAGCUUCAUCAGCGCAAGCAGAACGUCUGCAAGUCCACCUGGCGUGUUGGAGUCUAAAUUGGUCAACCAUCGCUCGGUAUCGAGGCGGCAUCAAAACAGCAGCAGAUCGUGUGGGCUGGUCUGGUCAAGGUGUCGAGGAUGUGGUACACGUGUAUAUGCGUGCUGACCCUAGCGGUGGCUGUCAACGCACAAGCGCCGACGAUUCGUAACGACGAAGGUAUCGCUAACGCCGGAUACACAAACUCAAAGACGAUAAACUUCCGUGCGUCGGGCACCAAGGCUGGCUUUCCUAAGAUCUCCUGCCGGUUAGACUCGCAGGGAGCAAGUACGUGCCAAGACCCGCAGACGUACACGGGACUGACGGACGGCAAACACACUCUUGUAGUCCAGUUUGCGCUUUCUAACGGCCAGGUUGACACAUCGGCUCAGACGGUGUUCACGUGGACAGUGGAUACGAUUGCUCCCACGUUGGUCUUUACACGGUUGCCGUUCGAUGUCAACAAACCCAAGACAAAUGCAGCGACAAUCACGUUUUUCUUCGGCGUCCAGUCAUCGCUAGACAACCAGGGAGGCAUUACCUUCACGUGUAGUAUGAAGCGAGCGACUGAACCAACUCCCUUCAUCACAGAGGACUGCACAACGACAAAAUCCGUCACCUAUUUCGGCCUUGGUGUGAGCAAUCAAGAUCUCAACUACAACUUCACCGUGACGGCCGUCGACCAAGCAAAGAACAUGAAAACACUCACCAGCAAUUUUGCUGUUGACGAGAAGAAACCCAUAGUAUGGAUGCCAACCCUAGGUAGUUCGUUUCUGUCUCUACCACCGCGGUAUACGAACAAGACUACGGCUAGUUUUACCUUCACUACUGACGAACCAGGGCAAGUUGACUUUACUUGUCGCCGUGACGGAUCCGGUCUCUUUACCGCCUGUCCCACCAAGCCUUACACUGGACUAGCACAGGGGGAGCAUACCCUGCAGAUCCAGGUUCAGGACUGGGCUGGCAACAUCCAGACACUGAUGAACGUACGCCGACCGGUGAACUACACAAACGCGUUUGGAGUGAACUCCACCACGUCCGUCUUCCAGUGGCGCGUUGACACAACACCACCACCCAAGCCUCAAAUAGCCGUCAAGCCCAAGCUGCAGACCAACACGAAAAUGCCCCAGUUCCAGUUUACAGUCGCAGGUACUCAAAUCGGUGGUCUGUCGUACAGCUGCCAGCUUGCCUUGCCCGGCACACUGCCAAUCAGCUUCUCAUGCUUUCAGACAACUGAUGUCGCUUCUGCUGCGUCCCAGGUCCAGGGAGUACCCGCAACGGGUCUACUAGAGGGACCGUACACGAUGCAGGUAAACGCCAUCGACGCCGCCGGUAACUACGGUGCCUCGCAGCGCUACGACUUCACUGUCGAUCUGGAGGCACCGAAUGUUGUUCUGGAUUCCACUACGCCCAACACGCCCAACGGUGAAACCACCAACUCACCGUCCAUGACAUUCGCCUUCCAUUCCAUCGAUAAGUUCCCGGAGCGCACGGACGCCAUUGGCCACUACACGACCGUCAUCCGCAACCCAUGCCCGCUGUACAACUGCACCAUGCAGUGCAGUCUGGAUAGCGCCCCGCUCACUCCGUGUGUCAGCCCGAUUACGUACACCUCACUGACUGCCGUCGGCCGUGUGGAGCGUCACACGUUCCAAGUGGUUGCCACGGACAACGCCACCAACGUGGGAAUGGGUCCUGACGAGCUGCAGUACAGCUGGAGCAUCGAUCGUAUACCUCCCACCACAACCUUCACCCAGACACCAUCGAAAGCGAUAGCUAUUGACAGUGCCACUUUUGAAUGGACCACCACCGAGCCAGCAGCAAGACCACCGCAGUUCUUCUGCAGUCUGGAUAACGGUGCUCAGUUCAACUGUACGCCUGUACCAACGGCCGGUAGAUACCGAUGGACUCUCCAGAAUCUGACGCAUUCGUUCAAUCACAUCUUUGCAGUGGUGGCUGUUGACUUUUACGGCAACGCUGCUCCGGCCAUCACGUACGCAUGGCAAGUCGAUCUUCACCCUCCAAUGGUGACGUUCAACCCCAGCACUUGGGCCACUCAAGGUGUUCGUCUGGGCAAUCCCAUUGUGCUGCAGAAUGGCUCCUACUCCAACAUUGUCUUUGUGACGUUUGCGUUUGCGACUGAGCCUGGUUCAACCAUGGAAUGUCAGAUAGACACGCUCCCCUGGAUCGGUUGCAUGUCCGGCUACCGCGUGUCGUCGCUGAAGGACGGAGAGCACACGUUCCGCGUACGCGCCACCGACCCCGUCGGCCAUGUCACCAUGGCGUGGGACCAACCUUACUGGACCUGGAUAACCGACACCGUGGGUCCACUCGUCACGUACUCCAAGUUCCCAAAGCGCUUCACAAACAAGCUGAACUCCACCUUCUGGGCCAUGUCCAACGAGGCACAAUCGACGUACCAAUGCGAGUACCGCUCCAAGCAGUUCCAGAGUGGCAGCACAUCAUGGAUCCCGUGCCUGAGUGCACCGUUCCUUGCCACCGUGUCCAACAAUGUCAUGAUGCUCACUCUUCAGCAGUACAUCUUCUCACAGACUGGCACUCAGAUCAACUUUGUCGGUGAUCAUACGUUCUUGGUGCGUGCUGUGGACCGUGCUGGCAAUGUAGGACCGGGAAAGCCAUGGCUGUUCACUGUGGAUUUGACUCCGCCAAUGAUCGUCAUUUCUUCCGAAAACCACAAGCAGCCCAGGGCUAUCUACUCCCUGGACUUCCCGUGGAGCCCUAACAACUACGCAGAGUUCCGUUUCCAGGCGAGCGAGGUCGUGACGUACUCAUGCAUUGUCACGCCCAAUGUGUCAUGGGUUAACCCCAUCCCGUGCAGUGCACCGGGUAUUACCAUCAACAAGAUUGACAAGUUCGACACGUACAUGUUCAAGGUUCAAGCAACAGAUCGUGCUGGCAACACCGACCCAGUGACGUCAGCCAAGACCUAUAUGUGGACUGAUGCUCCCAGCCCACCAGAGACAAAGGUGCUCUCUGGACCCCAGUACUACGUCAACCGCUGGAACAACCUCAACUUCAGAAUCAGCACCCCAGUCCCGAGGGUACGCGCCGAGUGUGCGGUCGACCGCUUGCAUCCGAACAAGACUGUGCGCUUUGCGGGAGUGUGGCAGCCGUGUGUUAACCGCUCGUCGACGAUGUCCAGCCCUGCCUCGGUGUCGUACACGGCUGACUUGCUGGAUAUGCUGAAUGCCUCCGUUGCUAUGCUGUCCACGCCCGAUGGAUUCUACAACUUCAAAACCAGGAUCAUUGAUGUGUUCAACCGCACGAGCAAGACUGCUGCCUUUGAGUUUGUCAUCGACACGAUCCCACCGCAGACAGCUCUAGAGGGUACAACACCGUACGCCACCGCCAACUCCUACAUCUCCUUCACCUACUUCACCGACAAUCCCGACUACCUGCAUGAAAGGUUUGAGUGUCAGCUGAAGCUGCAGGACAGCAGAAGCCAGAUGUACACCCAGUGCACCACUGCCACCUACCCGUGCACGUGGGCGUCGUGUGGUACCUCUCAAAACUUCCUCAACACCAUCUCCGGACUCAGCACCAAGGGCACAUACCAGUUCAGCGUGCGCGCAAUUGACAAGGCUGGCAACAUCGAUCAGUCUCCAGUUGUCACCACCUUUAUCUACAAUCCCAACGCACCCAAGAUCCUGACCACUGGCGUGAAGCCAUCCAAAUACGUCUCCAUCAACGACUCGAUGACGUUCGCCUUCACCGGUGACGAGGGCACACAGUACUCAUGCCUGUUUGCCCGCUCCGACUGGCCCAACAACGACCAGAUGAACACUCCGUGCAUCUCGCCGGUCACGUUCAAACCCUCUCCGGUGGCCGUACAGCGUAACGGCUCCACGGCACGUUUUGUUCUCACCGGAACCGACCAGUUCACCGGACUGAGCACCAGUAUCACCUACAUCACUAUCCUAUACAAUACAACUGAUCUAGCAACAAGGAUAAUGAAGGCACAGGAACGCGCGACGCCGGAAGUGUGCACCAACAACAAUCAGCUCUUCUUCAUUCUCUUCAUCGUCUUUGCCGGCCUGACCAUUGUCAUAGUGGUCGUCAUGGUCUUCCUCAUCCUCCGCAAAAUGGAGAACAAGGGCCUGCAGAGAAAUCCUGGAGCGAGUGCAAUGGGAAGGAAAGAAAGUCGCACUCCGCUGACCUCCUUCUCCAACCCGCAGUUCUCAGAACUUCAAGAAACCUAGGCGUCCUUUGUUUGUCUUAACGCAGCUUUUCCCGAUGCUGUGUAGUCCGCGUAACUCUAGUUUUCUGGUCUUGUAGAUGCCAGCCGCUGUUCAGGACAGCUUAGCUCGGUGCAGGUGAUUGCAUUACAAUUGCCAAUGCCACAGGACCCUGUCAUGUGCUCUCGAAAGUUCCGGGGAUAGGAGCCUGGGGUCAAUUCAAUUUACCCGAACUGCAUUACUAUCAACCGCUUGUUCUAUUUUCCUUCCGCAAUGUUUAGUAUCCUGCUCUUUGAUGAUUAUCAAUGUGCUUUUCAUUUCUUUGUUUUCUCGGAAACGUUCCACCACACACACGACAAUUUCUCCCACAUUCUGAGAUCUCCUAAUAGCAGAUUAGCUCUGCAUUGGAUCUGUUGAAUUUAGAAUUAUAACAAUUAGCCUAUUGUGCCUUUUUAGGGAUAUUCAUAGCACAUUUCAGAUUUGAUUUGGCUCUGAGCUAUAUGAUGAAUGCAAGGUGAAUAAUCUAGAAUUCUCACUGAA
Sycon ciliatum is the source of this 5075-nucleotide messenger RNA. RefSeq lists its product as uncharacterized. The record is from RefSeq and is a predicted model, not a curated record. Bases 441 to 4559 code for a protein of 1372 amino acids. The transcript has 40 exons. Lineage: Eukaryota; Metazoa; Porifera; Calcarea; Leucosolenida; Sycettidae.